UGGCCAUUGUCUUCAAGUUCCGAUAGAUAGCGCGCAAAUUUAAGCAAUAGGAUCAGCUGUUCUUCCAACGAUCUCCAUGGUCGCCUCUAUUUACAGUUAAAUAGCGGGAGAGUGCCGCAUCGUCGUUGUAUAUUUUUCAAUCUAUAAUUAAUACCUUUUAAACCAAAUCAAAAACUGGUGUGUAAUACAUAAUGAAUGACUCAUUUUUAGAAGAUUUAGAUUUAUUGCCAAAUGAGAAAAGAAGUUUUGUAGAAAAUCAAGUAGAUCGACAUGUAACGAUCAGACACACAACCUCUUCGCCCUUACAACGUUUGUCGGAACAAGAUGAUUUUGAAAAACUCGUACAACAACAACAAAAAACUGAAAGUGUCUCGACCAAGGUAUCAAAAUUGCCACAGAUCAGAGAAUCUAAUAAAAAAGAGUCGCCUAUCAAGGAUGUAAAAGGUUUAACCGAACAUGAUACCAAAAAGCAGAUGGUAAAAGCAAAAUCCUCCGAGAGGAAGGACAAAGGUGCUGAAAAUAAAUUAAAAUCAAUGGAAAAUAAAGUUAAAUCGGACUUUAGAGAUAAGGAUAAUAAACAAGAGGCAAAAGUUAAAAUAUCAGAAAGUAAAAUUAUAAUUAAAGAUCAUAAUCGUCGAUCUGGUAGUUAUAAGGAUAAUACCCGUUCCUUGGACAGUUCCAGUAAAGAGAACAGUCGUCCGGCGGAUUCUUCGAAAGGAAGCACUCCUCACAUUGAUAUGACGAAGGAAAGGGGAGGGCGUGUGAUUGAAGGUUCUAUUAAGAAGUCUGAAACAAAAGAAUAUGAUCCAGUUGCAUUACUUAAUGCAAUUAAAGAUCUCAUAAGUACAUAUACCAAACAAGAAAGCACAAAAUUGUUAAAAGCUAUGCAAGACUUUCAUAUAAAUUCACAAAAAACUUUUAUUAAGAGUACAUUGUUACAAACCGAUGAGAUAAUCAAAGAAAUACAUCCUACAAGGGAUUCAAUUCGUAUGAGAGCAUUAAUAGAAGAAAAUGAAAGAUUACAAGAGGAUUUAAUUAUUUUACAAAAGCGAUAUAGCGAUUUACAAAAGAAAUUAGACGAGUUAGAAUCUCUUAAAGAGGAAAACACAACAUUGAAAUUGAAAUGUAAAGAAUUAUCUAUGCACCAACAAUGAAUAUUAAAACAGACUUUAAGACUUUAGACGUAACAUACUUCAAAAGUAAUGACAUUUAACAUUUAUAUAACGUGUCAUAACUACUCUAUAGAUUGCCAAUGAAUUAUUAACAAAUCUCUGCCAAAUGGUGAUAUUCUAAACUUCCUAUUGUUAAUUUAAUUAUUAAUUCUUAAGUAGGAAUAUAUAUAUAUAUUAAAAGUUCCCCAUAAUAAAUGUAAUAAACUGUGCCUGCUUGUAGGAUAUUCGCUCAAUUGUUAAUCGUACGAACAAGUAUGUUAUAACAAAAAUAAUUUAUUUUUAUAUCAUUCCAUUACUACUUACUUAUAAUGUAAUCCAUUGUUAGCGGUCACAUUUGCGCAUUGUUACUCCGCUAAAUGAAUAUAUAUAUAUAUAUAAGCAGUAUAUCAUUAAAUCGGUAUAUCGUGUAUAAUGUUGAUUCGCGUGAUAGACCGAUGAUAAUGCAUUAAAAAUACAUUUAAUACAUUCUGCAUAAAUAUUUAUUAAUUACAAUGUGUAUGCAAUCAUUUAAUAAAGAAUUUUAUUCUUA
This is a messenger RNA of Vespa crabro (European hornet), 1701 nucleotides long. RefSeq lists its product as uncharacterized. The transcript has 2 exons. Bases 192 to 1154 code for a protein of 320 amino acids. The record is from RefSeq and is a predicted model, not a curated record. NCBI's taxonomy places the organism in Eukaryota, Metazoa, Arthropoda, Insecta, Hymenoptera, Vespidae.